AUGAGAUGCCUGAGACGCCGCACACCCAGCGCACAAUGGACGAAUAAACUUGCAGGCUUCUCACAAGACAUAGACAACUCCUCGAGCUCCACCAACGACUCUUCAAGUACCUUAAGCACUCUUACCAAAGGUCUUCCCGUCAGCCUCAGACUCGAAGGACCUUACUUCACACCAGCCGACCCGUACCGAUACAAAACAGUCAUUUGCAUCGUUGCAGGAACAGGUGUUAGCGGCGCUCUAGCGAUAGCGGGAGCGUUCAAAGAACUUGAAAGGCAAUCCUUGCAAGUGACAAGUACACCCAAUUCCGAGGCUGAACGAAAAUCUUCUGUGUCUACUUCUCGGAUAUGGACGAGGUGUGUUGUGAUUUGGAGUGUUAGAGAAGAGCAUUUCAUUCAGCUUCCCGAGUUGAGUAGCGCACCGAGCUCUGGCCUGGAUGUGAGAGUGCAUUUGACGGGGCCUGGGAAGCAGCGGUUGUCUGUUGAUGAUGCUCUGGAUCGGAUUCUGGGCGAGGGUGCGUCUUCUACGUGGGUGUAUAUUUCGGGUCCGAAUGCGUUCAUCGCUGCUGGAGAGAUGGCUUGUAAGAAGAGACAAGAGAGGGGCGUUGAGUGGUAUGGUGCGAGGUGGGAUAUUUGA
Molecule: messenger RNA, 633 nt
Organism: Mollisia scopiformis
Lineage: Eukaryota; Fungi; Ascomycota; Leotiomycetes; Helotiales; Mollisiaceae
Exons: 2
Coding region: 1-633 (210 amino acids)
Source: RefSeq, a predicted model, not a curated record